CCACGUGGAAUUUUUAAAAAAAUUGUAGCAGCAGCAGCUCCACGAGAGAUAUUUCCAACCACUGAAAUUGAUAAAUAUGCAGAUUUGUUUUGGUUGAGAGAGAAAUAAGGAAGAAAAAGAGAGGUGAUGAAGAUGAUGGCUGCCACAACUAAGCCAUAUUCACCUCUUCUCAUCAGAUCCAUGGCUGCCCAGAAGCCCAUUCCUUUUGCUGCCAAAACUGUCACCUCUAAGAAGAGCACGACGCCGAAGCUGCUGACGCGAGUGGAGCAGCUGCGACUCCUUAGCAAGGCGGAGAAGGCGGGGCUGCUGUCAGCGGCGGAGAAGUCGGGGCUGUCAUUGUCGACAAUCGAGAGGCUGGGGCUCCUCUCGAAAGCUGAGGAGCUCGGGGUGCUCUCAGCCGCCACGGACCCUGCGACGGCGACGACGCUCCUCAACGUGAGCUUGAUCUUGCUUGUUUUGGGACCUGCAUUUGUUUUCAUAGUGCCGGAAGACUACCCUUGGGAAAUAGGCCUUCAGGUUGUGGUUGCUCUGCUUUCUAUAGUUGGUGGCUCUGCUGCUUUUGCUGCAUCAAAUCUUGUAUCCACUUUGCAGAAAUAGACCUUUUUUUGCUUGAGAAUGAGAUUUGCACAAUUUCAUGUCAAUGUAAGACAAAAAUUUCACCAGUAAUUCCAUUCUAGCAAACAUGAUUUGGUGAA
This is a messenger RNA of Salvia miltiorrhiza (redroot sage), 695 nucleotides long. RefSeq lists its product as uncharacterized. The record is from RefSeq and is a predicted model, not a curated record. The transcript has 2 exons. NCBI's taxonomy places the organism in Eukaryota, Viridiplantae, Streptophyta, Magnoliopsida, Lamiales, Lamiaceae. Bases 127 to 597 code for a protein of 156 amino acids.